Cooperia oncophora is the source of this 678-nucleotide messenger RNA. Lineage: Eukaryota; Metazoa; Nematoda; Chromadorea; Rhabditida; Trichostrongylidae. The record is from the annotation of a GenBank genome assembly.
AUGCUGGUUUUGUUUGGAUCAAUAAGUGUCUAUGCUUGUAUAAUGGCAGUGCUUUCAAAUAUGUCAUUCUGCGAAUGCUGUUAUUCAACGUUGUUCACUUGGAUUCCUCAUCAUCGCUGUAUUCCUGACGGGAGACCGACUGUGGUUCAACUAAUAGUAUUUACUUUGUCAUUUGGCAUUUGUGUCAUAUGGUUUAUUUACCGCCGUACACCGUACGCAUUCAUACUUUUGGACUUCAUCAAUGUCACACUUUGUCUUCACAUAUUGAAGUCGCUACGAUUACCCAGCGUGAAGUGGAUCUCAGUGCUGAUGCUAUGCAUGUUCGUUUACGAUGUGGUGAUGGUAUUCGUUACCCCAUUCCUCACUAGUAGUGGUUGCUCUGUGAUGUUGGAAGUGGCAACAGGUAUUGAUUGCUCAAGCAGCGGUAAUGAUGAUUACCCUAUGCCUCCUGUAGAUGCACAGUUACCUGAAAAAUUUCCCAUGUUAAUGCAAGUGCCACAGUUUGAUCCGAUGAUAUCAUGUGUUGAUCUAGAUAUUGAGAAAGGCUUCCACAUGACAAUUCUUGGCCUAGGCGACAUUAUUAUACCAGCUAAAGAGUUUACCUGUCUUGAAAAUUUUUUGCAACCAGUGCCCCAUAUUGAUAUUGUUGUGGGACGAGGAAUGUGUGAUUAUGCUUAG